AUGACGACGAGCACCUCACAACCAGGGCAUAUCAUGUCCGGUGGUGACAUGGACCGCCAGCACCACCACAUCAUCAGCACCACGCAAGCACCGCCCUUGGCCAUCAGGACGGACGUAAUGGAAAACUACAACAUUAUGACUCCCGAGCAACACCAUCACCACCAACAACAACACCAACAUCAACAUCAUCAUCAUCAGCGCCAGUUCCCCGUCCAGGACCCCCAGCAACAAAACUACUACCAGCUCUCUGCCGUCAGCCAGCAGUAUCAUUCACCGAGCAUGAACCAGACGGCCUGGUCCUCGCCCCAGUCCAUUUCGGCCGACGAUUUUGACAGUCGCAACGCGAACAACGUCAACUACUCAUACCGUGGUCAGGCCGUUUCCGCAGCAGCAGCAUCUUACAACCCCUCUGUUCUCUCGCCCCGGACCUGGCCCGCCGCGAUCCAGACUUCUCCCCCUACCACGUCUAGCGCCGCCCAGUUCGACCUGCCCCUUCGCUCCCAGGAGCCCGUCUAUGACGGCCUCAGCAACUCGAUGUCCAUGUCGCCAGAGGAACUCCACGGUGCUGACCUCCAAGUCCAUCUGCACUACGACAACGGGGCCUUUCACCCGCAGGGCUUCGACGCGCGCCACCUGGAGAGCGAGCGAUUUCAGUACGAGUCCUCGCCCGCCACGGACGCCCCCGGGUCCCCUUACACGGGCUCGCCGGCGUCCUUCCACGCAGACUUCAGUGUGGAGCCGGACGUGAUCCCCCCUCCUCCUCCUCCUCUCGCCACCACCACCACCACCGGCAGUACCAGCACCAUCACACCACCCACGAGCACCCCGAGAGCGUCAGCGGCGUCCAAGGAGAGCGCCGGCGGCGAGGAGCCCUACGCCAAGCUCAUCCAUCGGGCCCUGCUGCACGCCCCAGACCACUCCAUGACCCUGCAGGAGCUGUACAAGUGGUUCCGCGACAACACUGACAAGCCUCACAAGACGGAGGGAACCGGGUGGCAGAACAGCAUCCGCCACAACCUCAGCAUGAACGAAGCGUUUAAGAGAAGGCUGCAAGCAAUUUUCCCCCACAUGAAUGGCAACGGCACGGGCACGGAGAAGCGCGUGUCGGAGUGGUACCUCAACCCGCAGUAUAUCAAGGACAUCAGGCCGACGACGCACUUCCGCGACGGCAACCGCAGCUCCUCCCGCGCCCUCUUCUCCCGCCGAAACACAGCUUCGGGAGGAGCAGGAUCAGGAGCAGGAGGAGGAGGUGUGGGCGGCGCCAGCAGCAACAGACGGAACAGCCCUCCGCGCUCUUCAACCGUUACCCACUACCAGAACCCCGACUACCCGAACCGCUCCAUGCCCGGGCGCGCCAUCUCGGGCCGCCGCGGAGGCCGGGCGACCACCUCUGCCCGGAACGCCAGACGUCAGCGCUCGCAAACAGGCUCUCUAUCUCCCGUCAUAGGCGGCCCGACUAACACCAGCGCCGCCGCCACCGCAGCAGCAGCAGCAGUGGCUCAGCAACAGCAGCACCUCCAGCAGCACUACACGUACUCGGCGGCCCAGAUCCAGGGGUACCAGACGCGUGCCGGCGAGAUGCGGAGGCGAAGCCAGAGGGCCGAGCAACAGCACCACCUGACGAACCCCAUCAUGGGCGGCGUCGGCCCCAUAUCGCCCGUGACGCUGGCCAGCAACAACACGAUCGCGCCCGUGGCCUUCAUGGGCGGCGCCAACGGGGUCCAGGGGGGGGUGGCUCCCCAACCCUACCAGCUCCAGCAGCAGCAGCAGCAGCACUUUGGCCUGGCCGACGUGUCCGGGGUGUAUAACCCGUCGCCCCCGGCCGACGAUGUCAUUUACGGUUGGGGAUCCGACGCCCAGAUGUAA
Colletotrichum destructivum is the source of this 1866-nucleotide messenger RNA. RefSeq names its product Putative Fork head domain, winged helix-like DNA-binding domain superfamily. NCBI's taxonomy places the organism in Eukaryota, Fungi, Ascomycota, Sordariomycetes, Glomerellales, Glomerellaceae. The record is from RefSeq and is a predicted model, not a curated record. The transcript is spliced from 2 exons. Gene Ontology annotation, cellular component: nucleus. Gene Ontology annotation, biological process: regulation of transcription by RNA polymerase II. Gene Ontology annotation, molecular function: RNA polymerase II cis-regulatory region sequence-specific DNA binding; DNA-binding transcription factor activity, RNA polymerase II-specific. Bases 1 to 1866 code for a protein of 621 amino acids.